AUGGCAAGGAUUGGAAAUGAAAAGUUGAAAGAAAUCAUUGAACUGAUUAUUAAAGAUGGUUGGAAUGGCACAAUUACUUAUUAUAAAAAUACAGGUCCAGCUUUAAUGUGGAAUUGGUAUGUAACCGAAUAUAUUGGUGCCAUACAUGGUGUUGGAUCUGUUCUAAAAAGUAAAAAAUAUCCUGCAGAUACACAAUCAACUGAAGAUCAUCUCAUUCAGUAA
Molecule: messenger RNA, 222 nt
Organism: Dentiscutata erythropus
Lineage: Eukaryota; Fungi; Glomeromycota; Glomeromycetes; Diversisporales; Gigasporaceae
Source: the annotation of a GenBank genome assembly